Molecule: messenger RNA, 1800 nt
Organism: Monoraphidium neglectum
Lineage: Eukaryota; Viridiplantae; Chlorophyta; Chlorophyceae; Sphaeropleales; Selenastraceae
Exons: 4
Coding region: 1-1800 (599 amino acids)
Source: RefSeq, a predicted model, not a curated record
AUGGCCGCGUUCAGCGGGACCGUGGGGGACCCCUUUGCCCGGACGCCCGAGUGGGACUACUUCCGGGAGGCGCCCGCUCAGCAGCAGCAGGAGCAGCAGCAGCAGCAGCAGCGGGAGCAGGAGGGCGCCGGCGCCGGCGCCGCGUCGCCGGCGCCUGCCACCGGGGAUGAGCUGGAGCGGGAGAUCGAUCUGGGGGCGGGCGGCGCCCAGCAGCUGCUGCAGGGGCUGGUGUCGGCGCUCUCGGGCGCGGGGCUGGCGCCCCUGGAGGGAGGGGCGGGCGGGCACGCGGCGGCGGCGGGCCGCGCGCUGGUGCGGGUGGAGCGGCUGCCGGGCGGGGCGGGCGGCCUCCGCGUUUCGGUGGCGGGGGCCGAGACGGGGGCAGAAGGGUCAGCAGGGGCGGCGGAUGAGCAGGAGGUCUUGUUGUCAGGGGAGCAGGCGGAGUCGCUGGUGGCCGCGCUCGACGACGUGGUGGGGCAGCUGCCCGGCAGCUUCCUCCUGCGCCAGCCGCCCGCCAGCUUCUCGCCGCCCUCCCGGCUGCGCGCCGCCGCCGGCCGCGCCGCCCGGGCCGCGGCUGGGGCUGCGCAGGCGGCGCUGGUGGCGGCACUGCUGGCGCUGCCUGUUGUAGCGGUGGUGCGGCCGGGGCGCGGGGUGAUGCGGCGGGACGAGGCCGCCACUGUGCAGCUUGGCAGGGCGCAGGACUCGCGGCAGGCCGGCGUGGCGGCAGCCGCCGCCGGCGGCAGCUCGAGCAGCGUUCCAGAGGCGGCAGCGGUCGCUGGUCAACGACUGCCGUGGCCGGCGUCGCUGUUAGGUCCAGGCCAAGGGCAACAGCAGCAGCAGCAACGAGCACCCCCGCGGCCGGCAAACGGAAGGCUGGCGCCACAUGAGAUGGCAGAGGUCUGCGAGGCAGUUGCUGGGAAGGUGCGCGGCCGCGUCUGGCUGCAGCUUGGUGGGGAGGACGUGGCGGCGUGGGACCAGCAGCAGCAGGGGCAGAAGCAGCAGGGGCAGCAGGGUCAGGGGCCGACACCCCCCAUGGCGCACCAGCAGCAACAGUCGAGCGUUGCAGCAGCGCGCUUGGAGGAGCAACAGCAGCAGCAACAGCAGCAGGAGCAGCAGCAGCAGCUGCAGCGGCAGCAAGAGACGCAGGCCCAGCCAAGGCGCGCUGGGAGGCUGAGAUGGCUUACACGGUGGUUCAGGCGGCAGCAAUCCCAUACGCUGCAGGAGCAGCGGCAGGAGCAGGCCGCGGUCACGUCGGCCGUGACGCCGGCUGCAUUGCUUCAAGGCGGCGCGCAGCAGCAGCAGCAGCAGCAGCAGCAGCAGGGGCAGCAGCAGGGGCAGGAGCAGCAGCAGUGGCGACCAGCGCUGCGCGCAGUGUACCAAGUUUUGGUCGACCCCUCCACCGGCGCCACCCUCGGCGCGACGCCCUGCGACGCGGCGGCAGCCGCGGCGCUGGGGAAGCUUCCUCUCGCGGGGGAGCUGCGGGGCCCGGGCUUUGCGGCCAAGCAGGACAGGUACCUGGAAUCUUUCCAGCCGGACCGCCUGCAGCGCAGGCGCAAGGCCCCCGGCCCGCCGCCACUGCCGUUCGCGCCCGCCGCGCGCCGGCCGCUGCCAGACGGCGGCCCCGCGGUGCUGCGGCUGGAGCUGGUCGCGCAGGGUGGAGGCAUCCAGGUUGGCAAGGGCAAGUCGCGAGUGCUUUUUGCCCUGAUGGAGCCGCGCGUGACCCCCUGGACUGAGGCCGACUCACUCGAGGCAUGGCGCGGCACAGGCAGCAUCAUUGGGCCGGAGGGGCCGUUGCCGCUGUAA